Haemorhous mexicanus (house finch) is the source of this 1892-nucleotide messenger RNA. It is a transcript of the gene SLC6A20, whose product is annotated as solute carrier family 6 member 20. The record is from RefSeq and is a predicted model, not a curated record. Gene Ontology annotation, cellular component: plasma membrane. Bases 1 to 1779 code for a protein of 592 amino acids. The transcript has 11 exons. Lineage: Eukaryota; Metazoa; Chordata; Aves; Passeriformes; Fringillidae. Gene Ontology annotation, molecular function: L-proline transmembrane transporter activity. Gene Ontology annotation, biological process: sodium ion transmembrane transport.
AUGGAGAAAUCCAGACCCUUAUGGGACAAUCCCCUGCAGUUUGUUUUUGCCUGCAUUUCCUAUGCUGUGGGGCUGGGAAAUGUGUGGAGGUUUCCAUACUUAUGUCAGAUGUACGGAGGAGGUGGCUUUUUGAUCCCCUACCUCAUCAUGCUGAUUGCCGAGGGGAUGCCCCUGCUGUACUUGGAGCUGGCUGUGGGGCAGCGCAUGCGGCAGGGCAGCAUUGGCGCCUGGAAAAUAAUAAGUCCCUACCUCUGCGGUGUUGGAGUUGCCAGUGUUGUCGUCUCCUUCUUCCUCUCCAUGUACUACAAUGUGAUAAAUGCCUGGGCCUUCUGGUACCUCUUCCACUCCUUCCAGGACCCCCUGCCAUGGGCCACCUGCCCCCUCAACAGCAACCGCACGGGCUACGAGGAGGAGUGCGAGAAGACAUCGUCCACGCAGUACUUCUGGUACCGGCAGACCCUGAACAUCUCCCCGUCGCUGGAGGCCAGCGGCAGCGUGCAGUGGGAGCAGGCGCUGUGCCUGACGCUGGCCUGGCUCGUGGUUUACCUCUGCAUCCUCCGCGGCACCGCCUCCACCGGCAAGGUCGUCUAUGUGACAGCCUCUUUGCCAUACUGUGUUCUCAUCAUAUACCUCAUCAGAGGAUUAACUCUUCAUGGAGCUGUGAAUGGGCUCAUCUACAUGUUCACACCAAAGCUGGAGCAGCUGUCGAACCCCAAGACCUGGAUCAGCGCUGCCACGCAGAUCUUCUUCUCGCUGGGCCUUGGCUUCGGCAGCCUCAUCGCCUUUGCCAGCUACAACGAGCCCUCCAACAACUGCCAGAGACACGCCAUCAUCGUGUCCCUCAUCAACAGCACCACCUCCAUAUUUGCCAGCAUCGUCACUUUCUCCAUCUACGGCUUCAAGGCGACCUUUAACUAUGAGAGCUGUAUCAACAAGGUGAUCCUGCUGCUGCUAAAUGCUUUUGACCUGGAGGAAGGCUCUUUAACAGCAGACAACCUCAAUGAGAUGAAAGAUUACCUCAUGGCCACCUACCCACAGGAAUAUGCCCAAUUAGCACCACAGAUUAAAAACUGCAGCUUGGAAGCUGAGCUAGACACGGCUGUCCAGGGGACGGGACUGGCAUUUAUAGUCUAUUCGGAAGCGAUCAAAAACAUGGAGGUGCCCCAGCUGUACUCUGUGCUCUACUUCUUCAUGCUGCUGAUGCUGGGCAUUGGCAGCAUGCUGGGGAACACGGCUGCCAUCCUCACGCCACUGACCGACAGCAGGGUCAUUGCCUCCCGCUUUCCCAAGGAGGUGAUCUCAGGUGUUGUGUGUUUCAUGAAUUGUAUAAUUGGCCUGAUCUUCACCAUGGAGGCUGGAAAUUACUGGUUUGACAUCUUCAACGACUACGCAGCCACCCUCUCGCUGCUGCUCAUCGUGCUGGUGGAAACCAUCGCUGUGUGUUACAUCUAUGGGAUAAGGAGAUUUGAGAAAGAUCUUUACACCAUGAUUGGACGCAAGCCAAACUGGUAUUGGAAAAUUAUGUGGGCUUUUGUUAGUCCACUGCUUAUUAUAAGCCUAUUUAUUUUUUACCUCACCGACUACAUCCUCACAGGAACAUUGCAAUACCAAGCAUGGGAUGCCACACAGGGCCAGCUGGUGACCAAGGAUUACCCAGGCUAUGCCCUGGCAGUGAUCGGGCUGCUGGUGGCAUCAUCCACCAUGUGCAUACCCCUGGGAGCACUAGUGACUUUUAUAAGGAAGAGACUGAAGAGGGAACGAGUUUCAACUGUUGCAUGAAAUCUGACAGCUGGAUUUGGGAAGACCUUACCCCCGUCACCAGCGACUGGGCACUUCUGGAAGACAGCAGCAACCAUUAUUUGUAGCAGCUACUUAGAGAGUUGAGAAUGGUG